UUCCUUUUUUUUCAUAUGUAUUUUUAAAGAUCACCUUAGUUCUUUCUGCCAAGGAGAGCUGAAGGGAUUUUGGGGGGCGUAAGUUUCUCCGGCGAAUUUUCCGGUAAGAGAAAAGGGAUUUUGGGUGUAAUUUUCUCCAGCGAAUUUUCCGGUGAGAGGAGUAAGGGAACUGGUUCUGGAAAAUCAACAGUAUGCCAAUCAAAUGGGUUUUGCACUGGCAGCCAAAUGCAGGGACAACAGUCAAUAAUCAAAUACUGACAGAAGUAUCUCAAUGUGUUGAGAGUAUUAAUGGGGUUAAAGAAGGAAGGUGGAAAGAUACUCUUAGCUUCUAUAAACCCAUGCUUAGAGUAGAACAAGCUAAUGCGUUGGAGUUUCCCCGAGAUUUUUUGGGGAUUUCGCUUCAAGAACAACCAAACAAGUAUUACAUGGUAAUUAGAGGGCAACGAUUGAUCAUGGAAGCAGAUUCAUCAAUUCAGACGAUAAUGGAGAAGUUGCAGUCUUACAAAACGAGGGUUGCACUUAACUUUGAGGGGUUUCAGUAUCAACUUGGUGACUUCCAGCUGCGAGUGGGAAAAGUUGUUACAAUACACUCUGAGAACUUGAGGGGAAUAGUUAUGGAGAUGGAGUAUCUUCCGAUUUCCUCAUGGGAGACAUCGCACCAGAUUAUGGGUGAAUUCUUCGACAUAUGGCAGGAAGCUCUUGGAAAAAGAUCAUUACCAGGUCAUUUUGUGCACGUUGAACCAAAUUUUUCAGAGUAUGGCCUCUCUGAUCAAUACACUUCACAGCACACAGCUGUACAGUAUGCUAGCAUCAUGGCUCAAAUGAUAGCAACAGCUCAAUCGUCACAACCAAUGAGAAGUUAGAAUGUAGCAUAAUGUUCUGUUGGCAAUAUAAUAUUUUGGCAUUGGUACCUGAAGUGUUUUGAAAACCAGGUCAUUAUGAUGCUGCUACUGCUGCCUUAUGUAGAAAACCAACGUUAAAGACAGAUCUAAAUAGCAAGAAACUAAAGUGUUUCGUGGAUUUUAACCUUUGCCUCAAGCAACAUAGAGAUUAUUGA
Solanum dulcamara is the source of this 1057-nucleotide messenger RNA. RefSeq names its product mediator of RNA polymerase II transcription subunit 20a-like. The record is from RefSeq and is a predicted model, not a curated record. Gene Ontology annotation, cellular component: mediator complex. NCBI's taxonomy places the organism in Eukaryota, Viridiplantae, Streptophyta, Magnoliopsida, Solanales, Solanaceae. The coding region runs from base 192 to 863 and encodes 223 amino acids. Gene Ontology annotation, molecular function: transcription coactivator activity. Gene Ontology annotation, biological process: regulation of transcription by RNA polymerase II. The transcript has 5 exons.